This is a messenger RNA of Monascus purpureus, 462 nucleotides long. The record is from the annotation of a GenBank genome assembly. Lineage: Eukaryota; Fungi; Ascomycota; Eurotiomycetes; Eurotiales; Aspergillaceae.
AUGCAGGGAGGUGUCGAGGAGGCCAUCCGGCUUAUUGUCAAGGUUCCAAUGGGCACUUUGUUGCAAGACACUGAACCUGCAUUGAUGCGGGAAUUUGUCUCCCUCAAGUCUGCUCGAGAAACCACCAUCCUCCCAACGGCAGAGGUCCAACUAUUUCAGCGUACGUGUGAUGAGUAUCUACGAAACUCUCGUGGCUCUGACCUUCCCCAGAAAUUGGCAAAUCCACAAAAAGCUCUGUUAACUAGGCUGAGGAUCUGGCACGCUGCCUUUGCAGCUUUGGGAUCCCAAGAGGAAAGAUAUGGGAUGGCAAUGAGCGCCGCUCAAGGAACCACAAAUUCUACGACACCAGAAUUGACGGACGCCUAUCAUCUUCGCAUGAGACCCUCCGAGCGCCAACUCCCCGGCAACGCGGCUCUUGGUCCACUUGACUCCGUCGCUGCCAGGUAUGGUCGAGCUCCAUGA